AUGCAGACAUUUAAGGCAAAGACUUUGGUAACCGUGCAUCUAAAUAUUUCAAUGCAGGUUUCUCCUCGAUUUGAUAAUCAACGAUAUCAAUUUGUAAUUUCUGAAAAUGUUUCGCCGCAAGCAAUUGGGACUGUACAGGUAUAUGGUUGUCUUCUACACAAUACAACAUUAUGUGGCACUUCAAAUGUUACUGUAUCUGUCAUUGACGAAAAUGAUAACGCCCCAAAAUUUGAUAAAUUAUUAUAUACGGUCGAUUUGUCUCUUGACGCUGCUGUAGGAACAGAAGUUGCAUAUCUGAAAGCAAGCGAUGCUGAUUCAGGCAACAAUGCAGAUAUAACUUACGCAUUAAUAACACCAUCUGGUUUUUUUGCGAUUAAUUAUGAAAAUGGAAUUAUCACUACCGUAAGUAAAUUCACAGAAGAAAGUGAAUACCAUCUUGUUGUUGAAGCGAUUGAUCACGGAUCUCCUCCGCAAAAAGGCACUACCACUAUUUUUAUUGUCGUUCAUGGCAGCAAUCCAUCGGCACCAGAAUUCGAUCAAUUCAACUAUGAAAUUACUCGAUUUACCCCUGUGCCAGCUGGGUCUGUGUUGGUCACACUACAUGCGAACGAUCCAGACCCAGGACCGGAAGGCCAGAUUACUUAUCGGUUUGCUGAUACAGAUGAUCCGCAGGCUUUGAACCAGCUUGAAAAAUUCAGUAUUAAUCCAACGACUGGUCAACUGUCGACAAAAAUUCGUUUGGCAGCAGAAAAAAGCUCAUCGAUACAAUUCCUCGUUGAAGCUAUCGACCAAUCACCGAUAUUCCCACGAAGAGCACAAACCGUCGUAAAAAUCAACAUAAUAUCGAAUAAUACACAAUUAAUCUCAUUCUUACCACUACCUAAAAGGAUUUUUAUCUCAAUGUCCAAGCCUCCAGGAUCGCUUAUUUUAAGGGCUUCAACAACUCGGAUGACCAUUCCAGUUGAAUUUUCUGCAAAAGAAUUAGGCGGAAAAGAUUUUUUCAAAAUGGUUGGCAGUGAACUUCGAGUGAAAUCAAAGCUUCUUGAAGGCAAUUAUACCAUAAAAAUAAGUGCAGACGCUGGCAACGCCCAUGCUGAGCAUGUUUUAGAGGUAGUGGUGAUGGCCGAUCGCGACAAAUAUCCAGUUUUUCCACAACUUACGUAUGAUAUUGAGGUACCAAAAAAUGCGGAAUUCCCAAUACUAAUUACCAUGUUCGAAGCUGUCCUUCAACAUGGUAGCAUUAUUUAUAGUAUUUUUCCAACAAAUCCACCUGGAUUAAAGCUUGAAAAUAAUACUGGUAAAUUAUAUGUAUAUGAAGAGUUUGUUAAUGCUCAUCGUGACAAACCAACUCUUUUUAUUGUUAUUAGAGCUCAAAAUUUAGAUUAUCGACAGUAUUAUUCCGAUGUUGGAGUAUCAAUAAGCAUAUCAGAUGGAUUUGCCUUUCCGAUAAAGCUUUAUAGACUUCAUCUACGUGAAAACAUGCCUGCAGGCACAAUCUUAAAUGGAACAUUAAGUGUUAAUAAUCAUGUAGCUUAUGGAAAAAUCAAAUAUACUCUAAAACCACAAAAUUUUUUUUCAAUCGAUGACAAUGGUGUUGUGAAAUCGUUGGUCGUGAUUGAUGCUGAAACUUUUCUUCCCAAUGGAAUUAUUGAAUUAAUUUAUUCUACUUUCUGUUUGCUAAGCGAAUUAGAAGUUGGGUUUUGUUUCUCAUGGUUUUCUAUAAGAAACAUUGUGCUCAACGCUGAAAAUGAACAACAAGAUAAAGCAACUGCUAAAGUUCAAAUAAAAAUUGAUGAUGUGAAUGAAUUUUCACCUGAAUUCGAUCAAGAUAGUUAUGAAUUUAAUGUUACUGAAAAUAUUGAAGCUGGUGGAUUUAUCGGUAAGGUAAAGGCAAAUGAUAAAGAUUAUUCGGAUGCGAAUCAUCUUCGUUUUAGCAUCGAGGGUAUUAUUAUUAUCAUCGAGGAAAAUGGAUCAAUUUAUAAAUCAAGCAUUGGCCAAUUUGACAGAGAAUUGAAUAGCGAAUAUCGUAUUGUUGUCGUCGUAAAUGACACGGGUGGAAAAAGCACGAGAGCAAAAGUUAGGAUUCUCAUCAUCGAUGUCAAUGAUAAUGCACCCAAAAUACAAAGAAUGUUUAUAUGGAAUGUUACUGAAGGACCAGAAAGUGUUGGUUCAACAUUUAUAUUAAACGCAGAAGAUCCCGAUACUGGUGCUAAUGGAAUUGUAGAAUUUAACAUUAUACAAGGCAAUGAAGCUAAAUUAUUUGAGCUACUAUCCUUGCCAAACAAUGAAGCUCAAAUUAGCAUUGUUGCUGAACUAGAUCGAGAAUUACAGCCAAGAUAUUUUUUGACGAUUGAAGUUAAAGAUCAUGGUUUACCGCCACUGGUUACAGUAACCACUCUUUUAAUCAAUGUCGUUGAUAUUGAUGACAAUUCUCCAGUGCCACUGAACAUUCCAGCAGGCUUUCCAAUAUUGAGUAUUACCGCUGAAGAUAAGGAUAUAAAUUCUAAAAUAAUCUAUCGCAUCAAAAAUGAUAACACGAUAUUUUCUAUCGACAAAUCAUCAGGGACAAUAUCAGUUAUUAAACCAAUUUCAGAAAGAAAUUCAGGGUCAUAUACGAUACAAAUCGAAGCUUCAGACGGCAUUCACGCUUCAUCUGCAACGGCUGAAAUUAACUUAUAUGAUGUUGAUAGCAAUUUUUCGUCGGUUACACCAUUACUUAAUCACCCACCUAUAUUCAAGUCGAAUUCGUAUGAAUUUUCUGUGAAUGAAGGAAAAGAUGGAAGGAUUGGGAAAAUUGCCUAUAGUGAUCCGGAUAACGAUCUGGUCACGCUUACUAUUGAACCAAAAUCAUAUAGAAGCCUUUUUGCAAUCGAUCAAACGGAAUCAACUUUGAUCGCUUUAAAGCCACUAAAAUAUUCAGCAGAUCGGCAACAAUAUGCGUUUCUAGUAGUUGCAACUGACAGCGGUACUCCUAUCUUAACAUCGUUUGCUAACGUCAUUGUUUUUGUCAAAGAUAUCAAUGAUCAUAUUCCUGAAUUUGAUCGCGCUGAAUAUACCGCAAUAAUUCCUGAUUCAAUAUUGCCACCAUUCAAAAUACCUUUGGGAGUGAAAGCAAAAGAUGCUGAUAGCGGUUUAAAUGCUAAGAUUCAUUAUUCGAUUGAUGGGCCUGAUGCUGGCUGUUUUCAUAUCGAUGCAUUAGACGCUUCUCUAACAUUCAUUUGUGAGGCCGAUUAUAACAUGAAGAAUCAUUAUUUACUCAAGAUAAUAGCAACAGAUCGAAAUGGAGUUGGUCGUUCUAAUGAUGUAAAUCUAACAGUGUUUCUGACCUCGUCAAUUCAUUCUAUGACAUCAGUACGAAAGCAGUCUACAACAACUCUUGAAUCGGAAAAUGAUUGUUCUAUGCGCUUUCUGCAAGUUGAAGAAAAAUUUUCUCUAUUAUCUAAUAUUAUUCAAGAAGGAAUUCUAUAUACAGUUCCAGUGGAAUGUAGUUGUGACAUAUGCAAUAUUAAGUAUAGCUUUGUUAAUCGCGAAUUUUCGCAAUUUUUCGAUAUUAACACGAAAGGAGAUUUGGUAUCAAAAAGAAAAAUCACCUUUGAUGAUCUAAAAAAUAAAGGAUUGAUUGAUGAUUCUGACCAAAUUGUUGCUGAAAUUAGAGCAGAAUUAAAUGGAAAAAUGGAAAAAUUGCGGCUUAUUUUAACAUUCCAAAAAAAUUCUCCAGAAACUACCGAAAAUAUUAGCAGCGGUAAAGAUUUACAGUUGUCAGUUUAUCUUGAAAUUAUCCUCUUAGAUUCUCCAAUAAGCAAUCCACUGACUGGAGAUAAUCGAAUGCCAAGUUUUCCACAUGAAGAAUAUAUAUCACUAAUGCCAGAAGGUCGCUAUGAGAGUGGAGCAGUUCUUUCUAUGAAACCGCCAGAUAUUCAAGCUUUCGAUCCAGAUCAACUAAAAGGCUACGCGGGAUUGUUAAGCUAUAGUAUCGAAGCAGAACAACCAAAUUUACCAUUUUUUGUAAAAAAUUCCAGUGGAGAAAUUAUAAUUUUUGGAAAUAUUGAUCGAGAGGAACAAAAUGAAUAUAAAUUUAAAAUUUUGGUAACGCCAUGGAUGGAAAAUAUUCAGGCAACCGAUCAUGGUAAUCCACCAUUGUCUGGAAGUGCACUGAUACGUGUGAAAAUUUUGGAUGUUAACGACAAUUAUCCUACAUUCAUUGAUCCUCCAUUUGUAAUUCCAUUGGCUGAAAAUUCUCCACCAAAUGUGAUUAUUGCAACAGUUCAUGCUGAAGAUGCAGACGAAGGGAAAUAUGGAGACAUUCAUUAUUCACUUUUCAAUCAUACCGAUGAUUUUGUAAUCGACGAAAGAAUUAAGUUUUAUCUUAUGCUUGUUAUUGAGGAAGGCAAGUGGAAGCAAAUUUCAGAUGGUUCAAUAAUAACAAAACGAGCUUUUUCUGCCAGCAAUCCAAGUGUUUAUUAUAUAACUGUUAUUGCUAGCGAUAGUGGUCGGCCUUCACUGAAAAAACAUCAUAGUUUGAGAAUCGAAAUAUUCAACAAUUCCGAUAUUCCGCAAUUUAAAAGCGAUGUUUAUACUGUUACAGUAAUGAAAGUUGCAUUAAAAAAAAAGGUUGCUCAAGUUAUAGCUGGCCUUUCUCCUAUGAAUUAUUCUUUAUCAGAUUCUCUCUCUGGAUUGUUCGAAAUUUCUAAUGAUGGAAUAAUCAGUUUUGGCCGAUUACCUACAAAAUCGGAGAAAAAUCGCUUUCAUUUUUUAAAUGUUACUGCACAAAAUGAUAGAAAUGACCAAUCAACUACAGUGGUGAAUAUUUUUAUCGACGAUAAACAAGACGACAAUCAUGUCCAGCCUUCAAUCGACAUUACAUCAGAAACAUCAUUAUUUAAUUUGCACUGUAAAUUUGAUUCUAAAUUAUACAGUGCAGAAAUAAAUGAAAAUCAGCCUGGUCGUCAUAAACUUAUUAAAGUUACUUCGAAUUGCGAGCGUGAAAAGCAACCUUAUAAAUAUGAAAUUUUUCAAGGAAUAGAUCAGUUUGAAAUUGAACCGAAUACUGGUGAGCUGUAUGUUAAUGGUCCACUUGAUCGUGAAGUGAAAAGCUUACAUUUUGUGCGUAGUCACGAUAGUGUUGCAUCAAAUGCGAAAUCGAAGUUAGAUGCAUGGCAAAGUUUGGUUGCUGUUCAUGUUAUUGACGAAAAUGAUAAUCAGCCAACAUUUUUGAAGCGUAAUUCUGAAGAUAUUUACGUUUUUACAGUUGAUUGGCAAGCUAGUGCAGAAGAUCUGGACGAGAAAGCGUCAUUGAAAUAUUGGAUUUCACCUGAUGCCGAUGUUGACCACUUCUCUGUAAAUCAAACGAAUGGGAUAUUAACUUUAAUUAAAUCUUUGGCUAAUGACAACCAUGAUGUUUUUAAAUUCAAUAUUGUCGUUAGCGAUGGUCUUUACAACGUAACCAGCCCAGUAAAAAUUUAUAAAUUAUCGCCUGAUACGAACCUAAUUUUAUUGUCAGCUGAUAUUCCACAAGAAAAUAUUGACGAUUGGAAACUGGAACAUUCUAUGAGCGAAAUAACUGGCAAUGAUAUUCGAAUAUUGGUUAAGCAAGUCUAUACAGAUGAAAACGGGCAUGCGGACCCAAAAAAGAUCAUGACGAAACAUCGCCAAAGUUUUGUUGAAUAUCUUCCUCAACUGAUGAUCAGCCUUCCAUCUAUUUCAUCAUCUGGGCGUUUGUCACUAACCGAAAUUAUUCUUCUCAUUAUUUGCGCAAGUCUUCUAUUAUUAGCAUGCUUUAUGUUUGCAUAUAUUAUGCAAUACUGCAACAAAGAAAAGAAAUGUGGUAGCAUCGAUAGUGAUUAUAUGUUUGAUAGUCAAUCGGCUGGACCACGGCCAUAUGAUGUUAGUCUAUUCGAUAGAAAAACUGCUCAGAGCAUUUUAUCAUCUCGACCUCUACCGGAUCCAUAUGAGGCUAAUGGGAAAUAUGAAAUGCGACUAAAAGCAGGAAAAACAGGUGAUCAUGGUAAUAAAAAUUUUUUAGCUCGUCAAAACUUAUACUUCCGAUCUUCACCGCCACUAAACAGUACUUUAACUAGUACAGAUAUAGGCUAUAUCUUAUCAACUGGCUGGUGUUUUAGGCCGAUAAUUGAUGCUUAUGGAACAAUAGGACCAAGAUCUAAAAAUUUUUCUGGCGAUGUAAUGCAUGUGCACGAGAUCGUAAAUAAUCAUCCAGAUAAGGGCGAAAAAGUCAAUGUAAAUAGUGUUGAAUCAAAUGAACCAUUGUUUCCGAUUUAUCGCGCUAACGGUAAUUUCAGUGAUAAUUAUAUUUUAAUUAUGCUGCAUAUUCGUCCCGUAAAUAAUUAG
Messenger RNA from Dracunculus medinensis (Guinea worm), 6345 nucleotides. The record is from the annotation of a GenBank genome assembly. NCBI's taxonomy places the organism in Eukaryota, Metazoa, Nematoda, Chromadorea, Rhabditida, Dracunculidae.